This is a messenger RNA of Megachile rotundata (alfalfa leafcutting bee), 897 nucleotides long. RefSeq lists its product as uncharacterized. Lineage: Eukaryota; Metazoa; Arthropoda; Insecta; Hymenoptera; Megachilidae. Gene Ontology annotation, biological process: sensory perception of smell; detection of chemical stimulus involved in sensory perception of smell. Gene Ontology annotation, molecular function: odorant binding; olfactory receptor activity. The record is from RefSeq and is a predicted model, not a curated record. Gene Ontology annotation, cellular component: plasma membrane.
AUGGGGUGUCUACUGGAAGUGAUACUGGAUUUGGUAAUGUACAAGACGUACGGUGCACAACUGCAGAUUCUAGUUCGAACCGUGAAGACGUAUCUCAAAACAGCAGACCAUCACCAGAUCACCAUUCUACAGAGUUACUUCGAUCGCUACAAGAAAUUUUUUUCUACAAUCGCGUUUCCAUACGUCUCGAACGGAUUUUCUUUCACGAUAAUGGCGCUGUGCACGAAAAGAGGCCUACCAGUGGACGGCUGGGUUCCGUUCUCCAUCGAACGCAGCGAGAUAUACUCCUGCGUCUUCUUUGUGCAAUCCUACGGAAUUUUCCAAAUUUCCUUCAGCAUCUUCGCUGAUUUCAUGAUCGUCGGACUCCUUUGUUACAUCGCAGCCAGACUGGAUAUAUUAAGCGAGAAGAUGAAACAGGUGACCGACUAUGAUCUGCUGACGAGCUGCAUCAAAGAACACCAGGAAAUAAUCGGAUUUUUCGAGGAUACUAAAGCUGCUGUUCAGACUUUGUUAUUUAAAACGAACAUCACGAUGGGAGGUACUGUUAUAUCCGCAGUUUUAGCGCUGCUUUAUGUUCGAAAUCAGUCGAUGGUUGUGGCGAGUCAGUUUCUCUUUAUAGUGCUAGCGGGUUGUGGACACAUGUAUGUUAUUACUUGGCCAGCGAACGAUUUGAAAGAAAGUAGUCUACGAUUCGCGAUAUCGUUAAAUGACAUUCGAUGGAUCGGAAAGAGUCGAGAAAUGAAGAGUGCUGUACUAAUCAUGAUGCUCAGGAGCCAGAAACCAUUUCUAAUCCCAAUGGCCGGUUUACUCCCACCACUCUCCUUAGAAUAUUUCUCUCAAUUCAUGUCCAGCGUAUUUUCCUACUUUAUGACAAUGAGAUCCAUGCUCGAGCUAUAA